Messenger RNA from Tinamus guttatus (white-throated tinamou), 9812 nucleotides. The record is from RefSeq and is a predicted model, not a curated record. NCBI's taxonomy places the organism in Eukaryota, Metazoa, Chordata, Aves, Tinamiformes, Tinamidae.
AUGGACAAAGAAUCAGAGCUCAUGAGGCAUCUUGAAGAUCCAUCUGGCAAAGCACAACAACAAGAGCGAAGCUCUGAUGAAGGAGGCGAAGCAGGAGCACCAGGAGAGGCUGCUGCCAGCGAGGACAAACUACCCCAGAGCCAUGGCCUCCAGUGGGAGACUUUAGCAAGGCAGUUUGUGGAGUAUGAACAGGUGGCUCCAUUUCUCAUUGCAGAGGAGCAAAAGAGAAGGCUGCUGGACUUUCUCCCCCUCUUUUUAAAGGCCUGGGAACAGUCUGCUGGAACGAUUGUAUUUCCCAAUAUUCAACUAUUAGCCAGUGAAGUUGCCAAACUUCUGACAAAAGAGAUUAAGAAGAAUCUUAAUGGCAAGCCUGCAGAGGAAGCUCGGUUGGCCUUGGAGCAGUUGCUGCAACAGAAAAGGGAAGUGGAAGAUGGCCAUGUGCUCCUGAAAUCGGUGUAUCUCCUCUCCCAGGCUGACGUGAGGACACUGUGGAACAUCAUUGGAUCUGGUCUUCCAGCUGCUCUGAUGCAGUGCCUGUACCUUUUCUUUACUUUUCCUGUGAAGAAAAGCAGUGAUGAUAGAGAGACAAGUGAGGAUGACCCUCAAACUCAGGACAUGCUUGUUCAGAUCAUGCAUAAUAUAUACAAAGAGGAACAAGGUGUGGAGGAACUUCUGGCAGCUGAUAAACUUCAGUCAUUAAUUAUAGCAACAGCUUCCCUUUGGGACCAGUGUAGCCCUUCAUGGAAAGUACCUACAGGCCGUGUGCUGCGAACAAUUUCAAAGGCUCAGACCAAAAACAGCAUUGUGUACCUACAAGCUGUGGACUGCAUUAAAAUUGCAAUUCAGAAUCUGUUUAAACUGGCAGAUACCCUACCUGCUCAUGACAUAUGUGAAGCUGUUAGUAUCAUCUUGUGUUUUGUGAAAGACUCCUAUCCUGUAUCAUCAGCUUUAUUAACAGAGUUUGAGACUAAUGAUGGCUACCAACUCCUGCUAAAAAUUUUACUCAGAUGUGAGGGACUGCAGGAGAAUGAAGGAGACUCCUGUCUGGAAGAGAUUCUGGACAUGCUGACUUGCCUAACCACCUGUGGAAAAACGGAAUUGAAAGUUUCUGGCAAUAUUGCGCACCCGCAACUACCGCACUUUGAUUUUGAACCAACACAGUCUUCUGGAAUGACAGUGAAAAAUCUCCAGGCUUUUCAAGUGCUGCAGUCUGUUUUCCAGAGAAGUAAUGAUGUGCGCCUCUGUAGGAGAAUCCUAGCAGCAAUCGGUACCAUAUGGGCCUGGGAUGCAGUGAACUUCUUUCUCUUGGAAUGGACACUACAACCUAUCAACCAGUUUACUGACAUUAUCCACAUGAAACCGCACACAGUGCAGGUUCAGUUCUUCAAGCUGGUGGAGUCAGUGGUGCUGGACAUGUCCUACAUCCCCCAUGAAAUCUUGAAGAAGAUUCAGUAUUUGGUGAAAGAAAACAUAGUGCCAUUCUGCACCUUAACAGCUCUCCGAUGCCUUCUCAACAUGACCAAGAAGGACCUGCUGUUCAGUGACAUAUUCCGGGACUCUGGCCUCUUAGGCCUGUUGCUGGCACUUCUGCGAAAGCAAGCCAAAAUCCUGAGGAAGUCAGCUGGAACCCAGGUGCCUGCCCUGGAAGAAGGCACCGAGAAAGAAUUAAAUGCAGUGAUGCUGAAGAUGGUGGCUGCCCUUACUGUUGGGUCCGUGAGGAACACUGUUGUUUUAAAGGACUAUGGGAUGGUGCCAUACAUCAAGAUAUUUUUGGAUGAUGAAUGCUAUAGGAGUGCCACUCUUAGCAUCUUGGAGCAGCUGUCAGUCAUCAACUAUGAAGAAUAUAUGAGUAUUGUUAUUGGGGCCCUCUGUUCAUCUACUCAAGGGGAACUACAACUGAAACUAGAUUUGCUGAAGUCACUGCUGAGGAUACUGGAUAGUCCAAAGAGCCAUUCAGCUUUCAGAACUUGCAGUGGAUUCAAUGGGCUCCUCUCCCUUCUCUCAGACAUGGAAGGUGCAUUGCAGGACCCUCCAACUGGGCUGUGGGCAACAGUUGGGCACAAUUGCGUUUUGGAACUUGUUUUCUACACACUUCAGGGCAUAACGGCAGCCCUACACCUGGACUCUGUCAAUAGCAACUUCUUCCAGAAGAAUGGUCUCUUUGAAAAGAUGGCAGAGGAUCUUGGGACACUUGGCUGUUUCUGGACGCGAGGAGAACAGCAAAUCCUUCCUGGCCUUGAGAAGACAAGGACGUUUGCAGAAUUCUUGGAUGCGGCUUUUUGCUCUUCAGAACCUUUUCCAAGGUGGCUGAAAAACUGCAUAUGGAUUCUGAAUUUUCUUGAUCACAUGGUCAAAGGGACUCUGCACCUGGAGAGCUACUUCAAGGAGAUACAGACAGAGGUGGAAGAGACAUCAACAAAUGACUGGGAGGAACCUCAAGCUAAGGAGGAGCAUCCUGUGGCUUUCAAAAGACCAGGCAACAAAUUACCUGCCUCUGCAUAUAUUCCAUGGGGAAACCCUGAACAGAAGUCAGAAACGAGAGACACUGCCAUUGUGCACCCAGGUGCUGUCUGCGUAAUAGUGAGGUUGCUGCCAAAGUUGUACAAAGAGGGUCACUCUCAGCUUUCUCAGGAAAUCCAGCGUGCUGUGGCUGACCACAUCCUGUCCCUGGUGAAGUCGGAGAAGAGCCGCCAGGUGCUGUGCGGCUCUGGCUUACUGAGCACUAUGCUCACGUCCUGUCACGAUGCCCUCCGCGAUGAGAGCCACCCACUGCAUCUGCCCCUCACUAGGGUAUUUGAGAAACUUGCCUCCCAGGCUAUUGAGCCAGAUGUGUUAAGACGAUUUCUUUGGCUGGGAAGUUCUCCACCAGUAGCUGUGAGGCCUUGCACAAAGACUAAGGUCCCCUCAUGUGAAGGGAGUGAUUCAGCUGAAGCAGCCAGGAAUGAAGGUUUGGAAGUGGACAUGGUGGACACUAAAGCUGCUCCUCAGAGGGCCGUGCCUCUCAGCAGCUCCCCUUGGGUGUAUAAAGGGUCUGCACUGGCGCUGCAGACUGCCAUGAGUCUCAUCUCCAUGACAUCACCACGAAACUUCCAGCUCCACAGCGCUGCUUUGGCCCCAUCAUUUGUGGAGUUUGACAUGUCCAUGGAAGGAUAUGGGUGUCUGUACUUCCCUACCUUGGCCACUGUCAUGGGCCCCAGUGCUGAGCAGUCUGUCUCAGGAGGAAUUGGCAUGGGCAGCAGAAUGUUUCCUCCCCUGAGCGGACUCACUCUCUCCUCCUGGUUUCUGGUUAAUAAGUUUGGUUUGUUGCACAACGGUCACCCACUGCGUUUUCUCACUAUCGUGAGGCACAUGUCAAGAACAGAGCAAGAGUUUGUCUGCUUUUCAGUGAGCUUUUCCCCCCAGGAGCGUUCCUUUGUUGUUUCCACAGAAGAAGUGGAAUUCCAGCCACUUGAUAUCAUGGAACCUGAGAGCGAGGCCCAGAAUCACUCCCUGGUUCCAGGGCAAGUCCGGUUUGGCUGUGGUAAGAUGCUGGUCACUGGCCAGUGGCAUCAUCUCACAGUGACAGUUGCUAAGGAAGCAAAGAAGAACUGCACUGUGUCAGCGUAUUUAAAUGGUCAGACGCUUGGCUCUGCUAAGAUGCAGUACAUGCAGCCCUUACCAGGUAGCUGUAUUUCCAUGGAACCCUCUUCCUUUAUUGAUGUCUAUGGGUACAUAGCUACUCCUCGAGUUUGGAAACAGAAGUCCUCUUUGACCUGGCGCCUUGGCCCUACAUACCUAUUUGAAGAAGCCAUCUCUGUGGAAACUGUAGAGUUGAUUAAUAAGCUUGGCCCACAGUAUUGUAGCAAUUUUCAAGCAGCACAGCUUCAAGGUGAGGACCAGUACACUGAGCGUAAUCCUGUACUGCUGGUGGGAGAAGAGAGGAUUUCUUUUGGAAUCAAUGCCAUGUGCUCAUCUUUCACUACAGUCCAAGAUGUAAAGAGCUCCUACAGUGAAGUGGAUGGUCGGCUGAUUGCCAAAGAGAUGGGAAUUAGUUCUCGGGACAGUUCAACUCCAAUUUUCCUGGCUAAGAAUAUCGCUGGACAUCUCUCAGGUGUCUCCCGGACUAUAGGAUCUGUUGCUGUGGGCCAAUAUGGAGUAAGAGUGUUCCAGUCCUCACCAGCAGCUACUAGCCUGAACUUCAUUGGAGGCCCUGCCAUUCUCCUGGGUCUCAUUGCUAUGGCCCGUGAUGACCACACCAUGUAUGCAGCUGUCAAAGUCCUGAACUCCAUCCUGAAGAGUAGCCCAAUGAGUGAAAAAUUGAUGAGGCACAUGGAUGGAUACCAGUUGUUGGCAUAUCUUUUGAAGAGGAAGACACAACUGUUAAACAACAGGAUUUUACAGCUAGUGUUCUCCCUAGCGGGCACAGCAGAACUCGGCUUUGAAUCUUCAGUUGUCAAGAAUUAUAGUGUAUUCCAGUAUGUUCUCUGCAACUUUGAGCUUUGGAUGUCAGCACCAGAAAAUCUUGAUCUUGCUCUUUUUUCACAUCUUGUGGAGAUACUGCAGUCCUCUAGAGAAGGGUACCAGAAUGCUGAAGUUGCCUAUCGGGUGCAAAUGGUGCCCAAACUCGUUUUCCUCUUCAAUGAUGCUGAAAUCAGUAACUCCAGGAUCACUUUGGCCUGCACUAUUCUUUCCCAUCUGUUGCAAGGAUACUUUAACACACGGGAUGUUCUCAGGAUUGGAUUAUUCCUUGUUUAUACUUUGAAACCCUCUUCUGUGGAUGAAAAUCUGAUUUGCUUGGAUGGUGUGUCUGAGAUGGCAAAUGAAGCCUUAAGCCAGACACCUGGAAAGACAAUCUGUCUUCGAAACCAGUUACUGAAGAUGCUGUUAGAUGUAAUGCAUUCAGACAAACUUCAUCUGUCCUCUGAGGUGCGAGAAGAAACAUUCCUGGCGCUGGGGCCAGACUGGUUCCUGAUGUUCACACAGAGCUACCUGCACUCUACCACAGUUGUGUUAGGGAUCAAGCUGCUUCUCUGUUUCCUCCACAAUCGUUCCCUGCUUAAAAAGUUCAGGGAGGGGAUAGUGGCUGGGCGCUGGCUGGAAAACAGCUCUGCAGGGUUGUGUAUUCUAAUAGAUAAUUUAAAACCCCAGACUCUGGUACCUGAUCGCAGCUCCUUCUUGAUUUUUGGAUUAUCUGUGUUGCAAACGUGUUUGACUGAUCAUGUCCACAUCCCGGAGAUCUACUUACAGGUGGCAGGGCUCCUUUUAGCAACUCCGCAGUGUGAACCACCCGAAACAGCCAAGAGAGAUCUUGACUCUAUGCUGCAGUGGAUCUUACAGCACCACAUUACAGAAAAUGUUGUCAAAAUUGGGUUGUGUGCAGAGGCAGCUAUCUUACUGCUGGAAAUGGUUAAGGUCACUGUGGACAAGCCUACUGUAGAUGCAGAAGCUUCCUGGGAAAUUGUGUAUCCACGGAAUGUUAUCCAGUUUCUGGACUUGGUCUAUCGCAGUUAUACUCGGGACCCUCUGUGGUGCUGUCCUGACUUCUUGAAAGCUUUGGCUAUGGUUGCCUUCCACUCUAGAGCACCCAAGGGAAGCUCUGAAGGUCUUUUGUCUCCUGAUGGUCCAUCAAUUGCUGAAGGGAAAGGCUGUGUUGAUCCUUCAUCUCUGCCAGUGCUACCACAUCCUGCUAAGAAACAAGUGUGGGAUUUCAUGCGAGUCCUCCUGACGGACAGUCUGCUCAACAUCCCAGCAAACAAACAAGGGCAUCCACUUGAGCUGCUUAUUGAGGCUUCUCCAGAAGAUGCCUCCAGUGAGCAGAAGAGACACUUUCAGACAAAAGUCUUACUAUGUGCCAUGGAAGUCUUCCAUCUUACAAGCCAAACUGAGGGGAAAACAAGACCAAGAGGGAGCAGUGAUCCUCUUGGCACUACAGAAUCAACUGCAUCUACAUCUGUAGUGAAUGUUGUUUAUUUUGCCCAGAAACUGAUUGAGAAGCUGAAUAGCAGAAUGUUUGCUGCUGACCCCAAGCAAAUCCUUCUCUUCAUUGCCAAACAGAUUAUGGUGGUCUCAGACGGCAGUUUUUCUCAAAAGGAAGUUUUCCUCAGUACCCUGUACAGCUGUCUAAACCGAGCGAUCCUGUAUUGCCUGUCCAGACCACAACAGUCACUGCCUGAACAGUUUAACAUCCUGAACACUCUUCAUGUCCUGCAGGAGCAGUGGGACAUUAUCUUUGCCGAUUACAACUCAAAUAAUAAUUUCAUCGUCUGCCUCAUGCACUGCCUUUGCCAGCUGAAUUUGGGCAGCUACCCAGAAGGUUUUGGGAUUGAUGCAAGACCCAAACUUGCUUCGUAUCACCAAAUUUUCCUUGCUCCCACUGAAGAGGAGAAAGGCAGCUUGCCUACUCCAGAUGAUGUUCAUCGAGAGAUUCUGAGAACAGUAGAAAUCCUCUGGAAGCAGCUCAUUUCUCAGAGGCGUCAGGCUCUGGAGGACACUUACAAGAUGGAUCUCUCCAUAAAAGGCAGCGACAAAGAGAGGGAAAUGAAGAUAACUGAGAUCACUCCUCUCUGGGAAGAAACGAUGACAAAAGCUUGGCAAUACUUGAUAGCAUCUGAAAAAAGAACUCUUCAGAAUAAAGCAGGGCCAAGCCUGUCACAGAGUAAGCACAGUUCAUGGAGUGAAAGUCUCUCUUCAGCAAUUAAGUUGAUGCCUGGACGAACCACGAAGGAAAUUGGUUGUAAGACUGAGGGAUUUGUGUCGUGUAUGGAAAGGUACCGAAGAAGUGGGCAGGAACUGUAUGCUUCGUUGUACAAGAAUCAUGUACAGAUGCUACAGUGUGGUUACAGCAAAGCAGCCAAGGACUGGGUGAUACUUGAGGAACAGCUCUUCUACAGAAGGGGUCCACAGGGGGAUGCAUCACAGUCCUCAGAACCACGAUGGAUCCUUGACUUGUAUGAAGGACCUGCACGAAUGAGGAGGAGGAUUCAGCAUGCAAGCUCUGGAGCAGCAAUGAGACAAAUGAGAAAUGAGAUCCUAAUAGUAAACAGAAAUGAAUCAUCCCUCGCUGUUGAAGAAAAUCAAGGAGAGCUGACGUUAAAUGGAGCAGAAAGGGAGAUGGAUGAGAAGGGAAUCGAUUGUAACCAGCUAACGUUCUUCCCUGCCCUGCAUGAAAGUUUUCAUUCAGAAGACUUCCUGGAGCUGUGCAUGGAGAGACAGAUUAUAUUGCAGGAGUUUGCAGACAGUGAAAAGAUCACAUUCAAAUGCUCCAUGGCAAUUGUGCAGGGGCACACAGCAUUGGAAGGAGUGCUGCUCUUUGGCAAAGCACACUUUUACAUCUGUGAGUGCUUUGUGUUAUCCCCACUGGAAGAGGUCUACUGUGCACGGCACUGCUUGUCCAGCAUCAGUGAUCCAUUCAUUUUCAACUUAUGCCAUAAAGAUCAUGCUUUGGGAGACCAGAGGUGUUCCCGUUAUUCAUAUGAUGACAUAAAAGAGAUUCACCUGAUGCGCUUUCUUCUGCAGGAAAUUGCCUUGGAAAUAUUCUUCAAAGAUGGCUACUCCAAGUUUCUUGUCUUUCAUGACAGCGACAGAAAUAAGAUAUUUAAGAGAUUUUGUUCUUUCCAACCUAAUUUGAAGUCCAAAGGCAUAACAGAAGAGUCCCUGAAUAUAAGGAAACACUCGGGAGGGGAAAAGACAAUGCUCCAGAAAUGGCAGAAGAGGGAGAUCAGUAACUUUGAUUACCUCAUGUACCUGAACACACUGGCUGGCCGCAGCUACAAUGACUACAUGCAGUAUCCUGUGUUUCCAUGGGUCCUUGCUGAUUAUCACUCACAGACUCUAAACCUUACUAGUCCGCAGACAUUUCGGGACUUGUCAAAGCCCAUGGGAGCUCAGACUGCAGAGAGGAAGCACAAGUUCAUCCAGCGCUACAAUGAGGUAGAGAAGAGUGAGGGAGACUUGUCAGCCCAGUGCCAUUACUGUACUCACUAUUCAUCAGCAAUUAUAGUAGCAUCUUACUUGGUUCGAAUGGAGCCAUUUACACAGACCUUCUGUUCUCUGCAGGGCGGGAGCUUUGAUGUUGCAGACAGGAUGUUUCACAGUGUCAAAAACACAUGGGAGUCGGCAUCAAGAGACAACAUGAGUGAUGUCAGGGAACUCAUCCCUGAAUUCUUCUACUUACCGGAGUUCCUAACCAAUGCCAAUCACUUUGAACUAGGCUGCAUGCAGGAUGGAACAGUGUUGGGAGAUGUGCAGCUUCCCCCUUGGGCAGAUGGUGAUCCCCAUCAAUUCAUUCACCUGCACAGACAGGCACUGGAAAGUGACUUUGUCAGUGCUCACCUUCAUCGCUGGAUAGAUCUGAUUUUUGGCUACAAGCAACAUGGCUCUGCUGCAGUGGAAGCAGUUAACACCUAUCACCCUUACUUCUAUGGAGACAAGAUGGAGCUCAACAAUAUCAAAGAUCCUCUGAUUAAGAGCACUAUCCUGGGUUUUAUCAGCAACUUUGGACAGAUCCCAAAGCAGCUCUUCACUAAACCACAUCCACCCAGAAAGGCUGUGCUGUCCCUUCACUCAAGUGGAAUUCUUCCUCCAUUCCUCAGCAGCCUACAGAACCUGAAGCUCUCACCGGUUAUCAUCAAAGACUCUCCCAAGGGAGCCAUUGGGCACAUUGUUCAUACUGAGAAAGGUGUUCUGGCUGUUGAGAGAAACAAAGCUUUGAUUCCUCCUCUUUGGAAUAAGACAUUCUGUUGGGGAUUCGAAGACUUCACAUGCUGCUUUGGUAACUAUGGAUCUGAGAAGAAUAUGACUACAUUUGAGUGUAUGGCAGACUGGGGAAAGUGCCUCUGUGCUGUGUGUCCUUCCGCAACUACGAUAAUCACAUCUGGAACAAGCUCUGUUGUGUGUGUCUGGGAACUUUCUUUGAUCAAAGACAAAGUGAAACGUCUAAACUUGAGACAAGCUUUGUAUGGGCACACUCAGGCAGUGACCUGCCUUGCUGCAUCUGUGACCUACAGCAUCAUCGUGAGCGGCUCUGAUGACAAGACCUGCAUCAUUUGGGACCUGAACCAGCUGACGUACAUAAUCCAGCUUCCUGCCCAUGGGACAAGUAUCUCUGCAGUUGCCAUCAACGAUUCAACGGGUGACAUUGUGUCAUGCGCUGGAUCCUCCCUGUGCCUGUGGACAGUCAAUGGGCAGCCUCUUGUCAGCGUCACCGUGGCCUGCAGCCUGGGGAGCCGCCUGGUUUGCUGCUGCUUUGCUGAGGUGAUGGACUGGGACACGCGCACCAUCGUCAUCGCAGGGAGCACGGAUGGAGUGGUGAGGCUGUGGAAGACUCAGUACCCCAGUGGUUCAGGCCAAGCAGCUGAACUGAAAUCCCAGAGAGGUACAAUGGAAGCACCGGGCAGCACAGGUAACAAGUGUGGCAAACAGCUUGUUCUCUGUCGGGAACUGAAUCCCAGCCUUGCCUUGACUGGAAAACCGAGUAAGAACAGCCCGGCUGUGACAGCGCUCGCUGUAUCCAGAAAUUUCUCCAAGCUCCUAGUUGGUGAUGAGUGGGGAAGAAUCUGCUGUUGGUCUGUGGAUGGAUAGGAAGAAAUAGUCAGAACCCUUGUUCUCAGCCUUUUGGAUGGAGAGAAAAUUGCUCCUCAGAACACACAAGAUUUGGAGGAACCUGGAAGCUUAUGGAGGAGAAAGAAUCUUGGAGGUGUUGCUGGACUGACCCUGCAGUCAGGUCUGGCUGAAAUCAGAGAAUGGACUCCAAAGUUAUGAGGAAAGAUACUGACAAACAAUGCACACAUGCUAUAAGAAUUUGCAGUAAUUGUUCUGGGAACUUUUAUAUUUUA